UGUAAACAGGAAGUGAAAUCCUGGAAGCGGCGAGUUUAAUUCUGUUGGACUGAACGACGACAAAUAUUGAAACAAACCGAACACAUGACGAGUUGGCGGUCAGAAAAUAAAGUCUUCACGACUUGUUGCCUACUGAAGUAAGAUAAGCUGUUCUUUGCGGGCGUUAAGUUUGCCUCCUUUGUGCUCCAUCGAUGUCGGCUGAACUUUCUGCUCGGCUGCUAGACUUCACGUUUGAUGGUUGCGCACAGUCGCUAUGGGAGACAAAGAGCUGUGUCUUAUUGAUAAGAAAAUAACAAGUUUGCUAGAUAUUCCACAGAGUCCCACUGUAACAUCACUUAAUCUGCACUGCAAUCACAUCCAAAGCAUCGAGGGACUCACCUCAGCUUGGCACCUGCGGCACUUAGACCUUUCUUCCAAUUGCAUUUCUAAGAUUGAGGGUCUAAGUUCCCUCACUUCCCUGAGGACUCUAAAUUUAUCCUGCAACUUAAUCACCAAGGUUGAAGGACUGAAUGGCCUUGUGAACCUAACAAGAUUGAACUUGUCCUACAAUCGGAUAAAUAAUCUCACUGGCUUGUUGUAUCUCCAUGGCACGGAGUACAAGCUAAAGCACCUCAGUCUCCAUGGCAACAACCUGGACAACAUCGAUCAUCUCUUGCAGUGCCUUCUGGGAUUACAAGCUUUAAGAGAAGUCACUUUGAGCCAGGAUGGCAGAGACAACCCUGUCUGUAGGUCACCAGGUUUUAGGGAGAUUGUUAUGCAGUCGCUUCCUCAGAUCUCUGUUCUGGAUGGCUUAGACCGGCUGGGAGAUCCAUCACCUCCAGGUCUAGGCAGUCCGUGUGAUAUCCCCGGUCUUGAGGACUAUGUGGACCUCCUGCUCUCCUCAGAUACAAGCCACAAUGAAGCGGUUAAAAGUGAUGUCCCUCUCACAACACCCCGCAUUGACCAGCUGCUGACCCAGUUUCGCCAGCGUGUUGCCUCUGAAGCGCUCCCAGAUCCAGUCACACAUUCAGAUCCUCGGUGCUUCCAUCCGAUCCGUUCUGCCGUGGCUGACACAGCAGCCCCCGCUAAUGAACAGCGCAUCAGGAAACUAGAGCACCAGGUGUCUCGACUCAUUCAGCAGGCCCCCACAGCCAGUACGUCCUCUAACCAUUCGGUGGCGAUUGUACGCAAAGCCAAGAGGGACACAGACCGCACGUCAGAAAGCGAGUGUGACAGCGGGAAGGAAAACAAGAGGCGCACAAGGAUUCCCAAACAUCGUAACAGCUUAACAUCUACAGCGAGCACCAAGGAGCCCAGGGCUAGGAGGUCAGACAGCGAUCAGGAGAAUCAUAAACAGAAGACUUCAAAGUCUGCUGCGGGCACCAGGAGGAAGGCUUGCGGCACAGGAGGUACAGAGGCAGCAAGGCCAACAAGGAAGGGACCUUUGAAAACAGCGGCAGCCUCAGGCGAUGUGAAAACCAAGUCCGCUGAGGAGGAGGAAACCUACAGGACAAUUGUGGAGGAGCGUGACCAGGAAAGAGAGAGACGCUGGAAGGCAGAACAAGCUGUGAGGAAGUUAACAGAGGAGCUGAAGUGCAUGCAGACCAAGGUCGGCGAGGAAAAAGAUCUCCAGAGCAUGGCCCUGCACACCACAGACCGGCUGAAAGACUUGUUGCUGAAAGAGCGAUCGGGCCGCUCUGAGUUGCAGGCUCGUGUCGAGGAGCUGGAAGGGAGGUGUCGGUCUCUAACUCAGCAGCUGGAGCAGGCCCGCAGCAGUGAAGAACAACACAAGGCUGCACUGCGCAGACUGGAGGAAAGCAUCUCCCACGGAGAAGCACUCAGAGCUUGCCAGCAGGCUGAAGAGAUGAAGCGGCACCAGGAGCUGGAGAACAAGGCAGCAGCUCUGAGGAGGGAGUUGGAUAUCCAGAGAUCCUCGGUACGACAGCACAAAGACAAAAUACAGCAGCUGCAUGAACUGCUGGCAUCCAGGGAACAAGAGCACAGAAAACAGCUGGAGCUGCGCUUACAACCUGGCGGCGCAGAUUUUCGCGAGGCAGUGGCGAAGGAGGUGGCUUCGUUGGAAGAGAGACACAGGCACCGGGAGACGGACCUGCAGGAGAAACUGGCAGCGGGCCGGAAACAGUACGUCGCUCUGGAGGACGAGUUCCGCAUGGCGCUAACCAUCGAGGCUGCUCGCUUCUCUGAGGUGAAGCAGGCGUGUGAUGAGAUCACUGCCGAAGUGAUGGAGCUUAAGGCAACCCUCGCCCAGUGCCAGCAGAGGGAGAAGAAAUCAGGCUCUCUGGUGCAGGAACUCACAACAAUGGUCAAAGAACAGAAGGGCCGCAUCUCUGAGCUCAUCAAAGCUAAAAAAGAAGCUGUCUCAGAUCUAAAGAGCCGUCUGCAUUCCUUGGAAGCAGAGGUGGGACAGGACCGGCGUCUUGGCCUGCAGCUUGAGUUGCUCAAGAAAGACAAGGCGCGACUGUUGUCACAGCUCACAGCUCAGGAGUCGGUGAUAGACGGUCUGAGAGCAGAGAGGAGGAUCUGGGGACAGGAGCUCGCGCAGCAAGGAGCAUCCCUGGCUCAGGAUCGCGGUCGUCUGGAGGCCAGGAUAGAGGUAGUGAGCACUGAGCUGGAGACGCAGAAGAAACAGAAUGAGAGGGACAAUGACGCCCUUAGAAUCAAAACCAAAAUCAUGGACGACCAGACAGAGACUAUUCGCAAACUCAAAGAGUCCUUACAGGACCGUGAUGAUCAGAUCCGCAAACUGAGGGAGGACGCAGUCCAAGUGCAGAAGAGGUUCCAGCAGCAGCACGAGGAGGAAACAAACCAACUGACUGAGAUGAAGGAACGUCUGGAACAUCUGAAUUUGCGUAAGGAAGACCUGAAACAGCAGCUGGAAGACAAGGAGGCGGAGCUCGAGGAAGUCAGAAGAGUUUACAAUGAGUCCAGUAAGAAGUGGCAGGAGAAGGCGGACCUGCUCACUCGACUGGAGAGCCAGGUGAAGCGUAUGAAGGAGAACUUUGAUUCAAAGGAGCGCUUGUUGCUGGAAGAACGAGAUAAAGCAGCAGAAGCACACAAAGCUGCACUGGAGAAGUUGCACUGUGUGGAUGAUGCUUUUCGUCGACAACUGGAGUCCGUCCAGGUCGCCCAUCAAGCUGAGCUGCUACAACUGGCUAAUGAAAAACAAAAAAAGAUAGAGCAAGCCAAUCAGAAGGUAUUUGAAGUAGAGACAGAAAUGCGUCAGCUCCUAGAAGAGACGGAAACCAACAAGAGAAUCAUGGAAGACAAAAUGAAACGUCUCACGAGUGUCUUGAAGGACUUUUAACUCGUGAACUGUGAAUCAACACUCCGCCAUUGUUGUUUUAAAAUAUUUGUGAUAUUUAAAUUCAAACUUAUAUUUCUGUACAUUUUAGAACAGUAUAUUUUGCUUUAUCUAAAUAAACUCUCCCGUGAGCAUA
Molecule: messenger RNA, 3437 nt
Organism: Mugil cephalus (flathead mullet)
Lineage: Eukaryota; Metazoa; Chordata; Actinopteri; Mugiliformes; Mugilidae
Gene: lrrcc1
Product: leucine rich repeat and coiled-coil centrosomal protein 1
Exons: 20
Coding region: 254-3304 (1016 amino acids)
Cellular component (GO): cytoplasm; centrosome
Molecular function (GO): protein binding
Source: RefSeq, a predicted model, not a curated record